AUGUGCUUGCUUACUCUUUAACCUUUCCACCGGAAGUACUUGCAUGAUGCACAUUUGGAGGUGAAAUUCAACCUGCGACAAGAGAUAGGAAGAAUGUCCAAAAACAGGAAAAUUACCUUGAUAUUUGGAGGGUUUGUAACUGCCGUUGCUGCAGCGUUUUACCCCAUUUUCUUCCACCCGUUCACCCACAAAGACGACUACAGAGAAGUCCAGAAGGUGAACCGCGCAGGAAUCAAACAGGAUGAUGUGCAGCCUGCAGGUCUGAAAGUCUGGUCGGAUCCAUUUAAGUCGUCAGAAAAAUGAUUCCUGAUGAUGACAACAUGGACAGAUAAAACAGGUGGAGGAGGAGUGAGUGAAUGAGUGAGUGAAUGAGUUGAAGAAAGCGUUGCGUUUGUUUGUUGUGCGUGAAAAAUAAUAAAAUCCUCAAGACUUCAA
Messenger RNA from Doryrhamphus excisus (bluestripe pipefish), 435 nucleotides. RefSeq names its product small integral membrane protein 20 (gene smim20). Lineage: Eukaryota; Metazoa; Chordata; Actinopteri; Syngnathiformes; Syngnathidae. The record is from RefSeq and is a predicted model, not a curated record. Gene Ontology annotation, biological process: mitochondrial respiratory chain complex IV assembly. Gene Ontology annotation, cellular component: mitochondrial inner membrane.